AUGAUAAACGACGAGCAAACUUCUUUACUUCACUCUAAUAAAAAAUCGUAUCACCCUGGUUUUACAAUUUGGCGUAGAUGGCAUGUUCGCUUUGCUGCUGUUGCUAUUUUUAUGUCAAUAAUUAAUGUUCUAUUUGCUAGUGGACAAUCAAUUGGUUUAGUAUUAUUUCUUGGAAGUUUUAAUGGACUUACAGGAGUAUAUUUUGUUCUUUUCUUUUGUUCACUUUCAUUUACAAUAGUAUUCAGUUUAUUAUCAGUAUGGUUUGGUUUUAAAAAACAAAUAACACGUUCAAUGGUUGCAUUUCGUUGGAUAAAAUUCAUGCUUUUAGUUGGUGUUUUUGAUGCUGCUAAUGGUUUUUUAAUCGUAUUUAGCUCACAUGGUAGUCGUGUACCACCAGCAUUAUCAUCAAUUCUUAUUCAGAUAAUAAUUCCAUUUACAUUUAUUUUUUCAAAAAUACUUUUACCGAAAACAUAUCAUUGGCGUCAUAUAUUAAGUGUAUCUGUUGUAUUAGUUGGUAUUGCAUUUAGUCUUAUACCAACAUUUAAACGUAUGCAUGAUGGUACAACACAAACAGAAUUAAAAGAUGGUUGGUAUUGGCCAUUUAUAUUUAUAUUCGGAUGUAUACCUGGUGCUUUAAUGAAUAUUAUUCAAGAACAAUUACAAAUGAAAUAUACUCAAGAAGCAAGAGAAAAUCAAAGAACAAUUACAAGAUUUUCAGUUAUGUAUUUUCAAGCUGUUGAAUCAACAUUUCAAUUUGCUACAAUUGCAUUAUGUUUUGCACUUGAUUUAGUACCAAAUUUUGGUACAUCAAAAGAUAUUACGUCAUUUUGGAGUUCAUUUUCAAAGGGUUUUAAAUGUUUUUUUAAUGAUAGUAGUCUUGGUAGUGAUAAUCGUUGUAAUUAUGCAGGUGGUACAGGUGCUUUAUUUAUUAUAUCAUAUUUAGGAACAUAUAUAACAAGUACAUUUCUUACUGAUCAUGUAUCUGCAAAUUGGUUAUCAAUUUUAUCAUCGAUUUCACCAUUAAUAUCAACAUCAUUUUGGUUUAUUUUUCCUGCAAUUAAUAAAUGGGCUGGUGUAGGAGAUAUGACUGGUUGGGAUAUUGGAUUUAGUCUUGGUGCUUUACCAAUUAUUUUAAUUGGAAUGUUUUUCUAUCGAGGUGGAGGAACAGAUAGAAAAACAGAGGAAAACGAUCAUUUUAUCGAUGAACAUCCUGUAGAAUUGUUUUGGUAG
Molecule: messenger RNA, 1230 nt
Organism: Adineta steineri
Lineage: Eukaryota; Metazoa; Rotifera; Eurotatoria; Adinetida; Adinetidae
Source: the annotation of a GenBank genome assembly